AUGAGUGAAGACUUAAACAGUUUAGUUGUUAUUCCUCCUGAAAGACCUACAUAUAGAGCCGGUCGUAAACCUACUGCUGUACGAGUUUACACGGUUAAUCAAGAGUCAAGGUAUUUGGUUGUUGAAAACGUUCCUGCACUUGGCUUAACCAAAGAACUUCUCGAAUUAUUUGCACUUUAUGGGACCAUAGAAGAAUAUCGAUGCCUUGAUGAUUAUCCAUGUGAAGAAUUCACUGAUGUUUAUUGGAUAAAAUUUCAAUCACUUCCUCAAGCAAGAGCAGCAAAAAGGAAGGUUGAUGAUCACAUCUUCUUUAGUUCGAAUCUAAGAGUACGUUAUGGUCCAGAGUAUGAAACUAUUGUAGAUACAAGACAAAAAUUAAUAGAUAGACGUCAUGUAAUUUCUAUUAAAACUAAUGAAAAGAAAGAUGAGAAUACUUUAACAAAAUUUCAAAAAACGCGACCAAUACAAUCGAAUGAUGCACCGUCACAUCCGGUUCCAGUUAUGUAUCCUCAAGAAGAUUUAUCUACCUAUUAUAAUUAUGGUUAUUCAAAUUAUAAUUAUCCUUAUUCAAUUCAAUCUCAUGAACCGCCGAUACCUGGAGUUGGAGUUGGAUAUCCAACUUCAUUUUCAACAAGUUUGGCUUCUACAUCUUAUCAACCACAUAUCGAUUCAAAUUCGCUAUCUUCUACUGUUAAUGCUAUACGACAAAGAAUUAACGAUGCUUCAUCAAAUCCUACAUCAACAAAGAAACGUCGAAGAAUAUAA
Molecule: messenger RNA, 765 nt
Organism: Funneliformis caledonium
Lineage: Eukaryota; Fungi; Glomeromycota; Glomeromycetes; Glomerales; Glomeraceae
Source: the annotation of a GenBank genome assembly